Messenger RNA from Elephantulus edwardii (Cape elephant shrew), 315 nucleotides. RefSeq names its product ubiquitin-60S ribosomal protein L40-like. NCBI's taxonomy places the organism in Eukaryota, Metazoa, Chordata, Mammalia, Macroscelidea, Macroscelididae. Gene Ontology annotation, cellular component: nucleus; cytoplasm; ribosome. Gene Ontology annotation, molecular function: protein tag activity; structural constituent of ribosome; ubiquitin protein ligase binding. The record is from RefSeq and is a predicted model, not a curated record. Gene Ontology annotation, biological process: protein ubiquitination; modification-dependent protein catabolic process; translation. The coding region runs from base 1 to 315 and encodes 104 amino acids. The transcript has 2 exons.
AUGCAGAUCUUUGUGAAGAUCCUGACUGGCAAGACCAUCACUCUUGAGGUCGAGCCCAGUGACACCAUCGAGAAUGUCAAAGCCAAAAUCCAAGAAAAGGAGGACUACAACAUCCAGAAAGAGUCCACCCUGCAUCUGGUGCUGCGUCUCCGUGGUGGCAUUAUUGAGCCUUCCUUGCGCCAGCUCGCCCAGAAAUACAACUGUGACAAGAUGAUCUGCCGCAAGUGUUAUGCUCACCUGCAUCCCCGUGGUGUCAAUUGCCUCAAGAAGAAGUGUGGACACACCAACAACCUGUGCCCCAAGAAGGUCAAAUAA